UUAAAAUUUGAACGUCGAAGCAAUCGGUUCGCUUCCUCUGUGUCGUUUCUCGUUCGGGUUCGUGUUGCUGCUUGUUCGUGUGUCCGUUGUUUCGUGUACUUUGUCGUUUGUUGCGCGUCCAACGAAAGCCCAAACAAAAAUCAAAAAUGUUUUAUUAGAAUCGAAGAGAACAAUUUCCAUUCAAUUUAAUGCCAAAUAAAGUUUGCAAGCAGCUUUAGAGCAGUUUUCUGUUAGGUUUUUGCGUUUUCCAAACGCCACAUUCUGAUAGUUUUUGCGAGAAAGAAAACCAAAACGCUAUAAUACCUAAGAUGGGUCUUUCGGAUAUACCAGCCAACUAUAUGACCCAGGGCAGCCAUCCCCACCUGAACCAUCCGCACCUGAGCAGCCACCAUCAUCAUCAGCACCACAAUCAACAGAAUCAUCAGCAUAAUGGAACGCCCGCCCAGCAGGCAGCCCAUGUCCUGGCCAUGGAAUCGAAUGAGCUGCUGAUGAGCACCAAAGACAAGUUGUCCAGCAAAAAGAAGAUGCACUUGCUCAAAAAGAUCAAGAAGCGCUUCGGACUCGUUCGCCGUUCGCCCUCAUCCUGCCCUGGACCCAAUAACCUGCCGCCCCUGCAGUUCCACAGCGUGCAUGGAGAUAAUAUCAGGAUCUCACGCGAUGGUACACUCGCACGGCGCUACGAGAGCUUCUGUCGGGCCAUCACCUUCUCCGCGCGCCCCGUGCGCAUCAAUGAGAGGAUCUGUGUGAAGUUUGCGGAGAUAUCGAACAACUGGAAUGGGGGAAUACGCUUUGGUUUCACCAGCAAUGAUCCUGUGUCGCUGGAGGGCACUUUGCCCAAGUAUGCCUGUCCGGAUCUGACGAAUCGUCCUGGCUUCUGGGCCAAGGCCCUGCACGAACAGUACUGCGAGAAGGAUAAUAUUUUGUAUUAUUAUGUGAAUAACGCUGGGGACGUCAUCUAUGGCAUAAAUAAUGAGGAGAAGGGCGUGAUCCUGUCCGGCAUUGAUACGCGGAGUCUGCUGUGGACUGUGAUUGAUAUUUAUGGCAAUUGCACGGGAAUCGAAUUCCUGGACUCACGGAUCUACAUGUACCAGCAGCAGCAGCAGCAGCACCAACAGAUAACCCAGUCCCUGCCGCUGCAGCCAGUGAUGCAGCAGCAGGUGCAACAAAUGCAGCAGCAACAGCAGCAGCAGAUGACACCACAAUCCGCCCUAAAUCCCCAUCAUCCGCACCAGCAAUCGCGCCGUUCCCUGCCCGGCAAUGGUGGCGUGAUCGAGCACGAUCUGGAGCGGCAUGUAAUGCCGUCGCUGCAGUCAUUGCAUUUGACUGGAAAUGCCACAACCAGUGUGGAGCAGGCGGCCAUCGCGCAUGACCUGGCGAAUGGCCUGCCACCGCUACGAUACAAUGCCAAUGGACGGCUCAUACCCGUGCCCUUUCACAUCACAAAGGGCAGGAAUGUGCGUCUCUCCCAUGAUCGCUUCAUUGCCUCCCGCACAGAGUCGGACUUUUGUCAGGGAUAUGUGUUCACGGCACGCCCCAUACGCAUUGGGGAGAAGCUGAUUGUGCAGGUCCUCAAAACCGAACAGAUGUAUGUGGGUGCCCUGGCGCUGGGCCUUACCUCGUGCAAUCCUGCCGUCCUGCAACCAAAUGAUCUGCCAAAUGAUUCCGAUUUCCUGCUAGAUCGUCCCGAGUAUUGGGUGGUGUCCAAAGAUAUAGCCGCAGCCCCACAGCGUGGCGAUGAGAUUGCCUUCUUUGUGGCCCCCAAUGGCGAGGUGUCGAUCAGCAAGAACAAUGGCCCAGCCGUUGUGGUGAUGCAUGUGGAUCAAUCCCUGCAGCUGUGGGCCUUCCUCGAUGUCUAUGGCUCGACGCAAUCGCUGAGGAUGUUCCGCCAACAGUUGCCGAACAUGGUGGCAUAUCCCUCACAGCCGCAGGUGAAUGCCAGCGCCUGCAGCGCCUCCACCGCUUCUACCUCCCGGAUGCUGCCCAUGACUGAGUCCAUGAGCAGCUUGAAUGCGGGACAGCUGCUGGGUGCAGCCACCAAGAUGCUGCAGCAUAACUCACAGUUGAGUGUGGCACAGAGCACGAGCACGCUGGCCUCCACCGCUGGAGGAGCAGCGAAUGGCAGUCGCAUGAUCAGCAUGCCCUCCAAUGGCGACAUCCUGCAGAUCCAACCGAAUGGCGGUGGCACUGUGCUGGUCGUAAACCUUCCACCAGCCAGCAGCUCCCAUGAUUUGAAUGGCCAGCAGAUGAAUGCACGACCAACGACAACAACAGUCACAUCCAGUGGGAUAUUGGCAGGAGCCUGCAGCAGUGGCACGCUCAUUAGCACCGCCAGCAGUCAAUACAUUGAGCCCGUUGCUAAUAGCACAAAUAAUGCUGCCAACAAAUGGAAGGAUAGUCUGAGCGACCAACAUAGCACGGACUCGAGUGCCGAGUGCACCAUUUGCUAUGAGAAUCCCAUUGACUCGGUGCUCUACAUGUGCGGACACAUGUGCAUGUGCUACGACUGUGCCAUCGAGCAGUGGCGCGGAGUGGGCGGCGGCCAGUGUCCGCUCUGUCGAGCAGUGAUACGUGAUGUCAUUAGGACCUAUACGACGUAGGAGCCGCCACUAAAGGAUUCCGCGUUGGAGCAACCCCUCAGCGAAGCGGGAAUCGUUUCAGUUUCCUAAACAGAAAAGAAAACUUUUUAACUCGCAAUCAAAUCUACAAAAAGAAAAAAACUACUAUAAAAACUACACACAAAAAUUUUUGCAUUUCGUAGGAAAAAAGAGCGCAAAACGAGAGCAAUUAUAUAGAGGAAGAAAAUUAGCGGAGGGAAGAGCAAUUAUAUAAGGAUAUAAAGGAGCACAGUAUGGAAUGGAUUGCAAGACUCUAGUAUUAACAAAUAAUUGAUAUUUUUGCAGAAACUAAAGAUUAUAGAAAGAACUAACUAAAGAGAUGGCAAGAGUAAUGUCUGCAUGCUUCUUAUAUGCUUAUUAUAUAUAUUUAAUUUUUUGUGAUUUUAUGAGUAUAAGAGUACGCGCCCAAGAGCCGGAGCCCCCCUGAGAAUAUUAUUGUAUUGUUCAAUCGAGAUUUUUACGUUUAUUUCAAUUUUUUGUAAACCCCCAGAGAAUCGCAAAUCGUUGUUUGAGCGAUAUAUAGUACAUGAUAUGAUAGAUUUAUGCGUGUUGUAUGCUACACACAAAAACCAAAGUAUUGUAUGGAUGGAUUGAACGAGAUUGAUCAGGACCGAUCCGUUUUUGUAUUAAAUUUUUUUAUUGUAUUGUGCAAGAUAAUUGAAGGACAAAAGUUGUUGAAAUUUUACUUAGUUUUUCUUUACAUGAAAUUUUAUAUUCAGAAAAAAAAACAAACAAAAUUAUAUUUUUUCAAUCAUUUUGGUGCUAAAAAAUGUUUUGAAUUUGCGAACAAACUAAAUUGUGAAAAUUGUUAAAGGAUUUUGAAUGAAAAGUUAUGUUUAAGCUUGCAGCAACUACAACAAAAUUGAUUGAAUUUAUGGUAAUUAAACCCAAUGACUACUUUCCGGACAAAAGGAAACGGAGAAAAAUCUAUAAAUAAUAUAUUCUGCCAGCACAAAAAGGAAUGAUUGAUCAGAGAAAAAUACUUACAUAUAUGCACGAAAACCAAAAUAAAACAGAAAGACAGAAAGUAAACUGCAAAUGCAAGAUGCGUGUUAAAUCUAGUUUAUAGUUUAGUUUUAAGUGAGAUUUUAAGUUAAUUUCUAGUCAACGAAUUAUGCUGAAGUUUAAUCUAAAAAAAAUAGGACUUCAACCAAAACAAAACUAAAAAAGAAGACAAGAAAACUAUGAAGAUAAAUCGUAUAUUGAGCACACACGCUAAGCAAUUUUAAUGGAAAUGCCGCAUUUUAAUGAAUUAAGAUUUAAGUAGUGCACAUAUUUUAAUGACAAAACGAUUAUAUAUUUUAAACGAACAAAAGACUUGUAUGUUGUACAGCAACAGCUUGUAAGGAAAUAUGUAUUGAACACUGGAUGCCCAUCUAAAAGAACAGAAUCAUGCAGUUAGAGAAUUGCCAAUAAUUACUUAAAAAUACCAAGCAGCCACAUGCAGAAGACACAGAGCAAAACAAACUUUACCUAAGAUUGUAUUAAAGUAAAAGAUCAUCUAAGAAGCAAAAGAAACAAAGAAAAUAAUUGAAUGCGAACUGAAGCGCAAGCUUACUAUUUUUGUUAUAAGUAUGCAAACGGAGAGUGUUGAGGAUGGAUUGGCUUAGAUAUGGCGAGAGACAUGCAAUGGAGACAUUUGUUAUUGCCACUAUUUAUAAUUAAUUUUUAAUUUUUUUAAUAACAACUAGUUCGUACUAUUACGGAUAGAAAUGCCUAGUUAUGAGUAAACAUUUAAAUGUAUUUAUGAAAUUAUAUUUGAUAUAUGUAUGUAAGACAACGCAAUGCUGUAAUACCAUUAAAUACUGACAACAAUAUCAGAAA
Molecule: messenger RNA, 4439 nt
Organism: Drosophila subobscura
Lineage: Eukaryota; Metazoa; Arthropoda; Insecta; Diptera; Drosophilidae
Gene: neur
Product: protein neuralized
Exons: 3
Coding region: 309-2597 (762 amino acids)
Molecular function (GO): ubiquitin protein ligase activity
Source: RefSeq, a predicted model, not a curated record